Polyodon spathula (Mississippi paddlefish) is the source of this 6659-nucleotide messenger RNA. RefSeq names its product calcium channel, voltage-dependent, T type, alpha 1G subunit (gene cacna1g). NCBI's taxonomy places the organism in Eukaryota, Metazoa, Chordata, Actinopteri, Acipenseriformes, Polyodontidae. Gene Ontology annotation, molecular function: low voltage-gated calcium channel activity; voltage-gated sodium channel activity. Gene Ontology annotation, biological process: sodium ion transmembrane transport; membrane depolarization during action potential; neuronal action potential. Gene Ontology annotation, cellular component: voltage-gated sodium channel complex; voltage-gated calcium channel complex; plasma membrane. The transcript has 35 exons. The coding region runs from base 15 to 6620 and encodes 2201 amino acids. The record is from RefSeq and is a predicted model, not a curated record.
UUGAGCGUGCCAGUAUGCUGGUGAUCCUGCUGAACUGUGUCACUCUGGGAAUGUUCCACCCCUGUGAGGACAGCUCCUGUGCCUCGGAACGAUGCACCAUCCUCCAGAAAUUUGAUGACUUCAUCUUUGCUUUCUUUGCUGUUGAAAUGGUGAUCAAAAUGGUGGCCCUUGGAAUUUUUGGGAAAAAGUGUUACCUUGGCGACACAUGGAAUCGUCUGGACUUCUUCAUCGUUGUGGCAGGGAUGCUGGAGUACUCCCUGAACCUGCAGAACGUCAGCUUCUCAGCGGUGCGCACAGUCAGAGUCCUCCGACCCCUGAGAGCCAUCAAUCGGGUUCCCAGCAUGCGUAUCCUGGUUACUCUGCUCUUGGACACUCUGCCCAUGCUGGGGAAUGUGCUGUUGCUCUGCUUCUUUGUCUUCUUUAUCUUCGGCAUCGUGGGCGUCCAGCUGUGGGCAGGACUCCUGCGGAACCGCUGCUUCCUGCCUGAGAACUUCACUCUCCCUGCAUCCCUCGACCAAUACUACCACACAGAGAACGAUGAUGAGAACCCCUACAUUUGCUCGCAGCCACGCGAGAACGGCAUGCGAUACUGCCGAAACAUCCCAACGCUCCGCGAGGAGGACCUGGAGUGCACACUGGGCUACUCCUCCUACAACAGCACCGACAACACCACCUGCAUCAACUGGAACCAGUACUACAGCAACUGCUCUGCAGGCCAGCACAACCCCUUCAAGGGAGCCAUCAACUUCGACAACAUUGGAUACGCAUGGAUCGCCAUCUUCCAGGUGAUCACGCUCGAGGGCUGGGUGGACAUCAUGUACUUUGUCAUGGACGCCCACUCCUUCUACAACUUCAUUUACUUCAUACUGCUGAUCAUAGUGGGCUCCUUCUUCAUGAUCAACCUGUGCCUGGUUGUCAUAGCAACCCAGUUCUCUGAGACCAAGCAGCGGGAGAGCCAGCUGAUGAAGGAGCAGCGUGUGCGGUUCAUGUCCAACGCCAGCACUCUCGCCAGCUUCUCUGAGCCAGGUAGCUGCUACGACGAGCUACUCAAAUACCUGGUCCACGUGGUGCGCAAGGCCAGCAGACAACUAGCCCAGGUCUAUCUCACAGUAGCCAGCAAGACAGGGCUUCCUGUGCGGGUCAGCAAGAGGGUGGACCAGCGGCCUUCCCGUAAGAGAAGGAGGAGGAAGCAUCAGCGGGCUUCUGUCCACCACUUAAUCCACCAUCACCACCAUCACCACCACCACUACCAUGUGGGCAACGGCAGCCUGCGGGCCCCUCGGUCCAGCCCUGAGCUGGGGGACGUAGAGACGGGCUCCCUUCACAGCAGCACUGGUUGCCUCAUGCUCCCAGCCCUGGAUGGCACCAGUACCACCCAACUUCCUCCCCCUCCUGGCAGCGCAGACUCUGUGCACAGUGUCUACCAUGCAGACUGCCACUUUGAGCCUAUCCGCUGUACCCCCAGCCCAGGAUUGAUGCCCCUUGAGGAGCUGAAGAGGAAUACACCAUCCCCUGGUGCCACCGCCUCCAGCGCUGCAUCCGCUGUGCCCAAAAACUACCCCACUGUUCACCCGUCCUCCUCCCAAGACAUCCAAAAGGAGAAGGCACUGGCAGACCCUGCUAACAGUAGCUGUGCCGGAACCCUAACCAACCUUAACAUCCCACCAAGACCGUUCAGCACUAUGAACCGCUUACUGGAAACACAGAGCGCUGGCCCCUGCAAAGGCUCCUGCAAGCUGACGAGUAACUGUGGAAACUUAGACAAUCUGACGUGCGACCCUGAGAACUGUCCCUACUGUGUCAAAUCCAUGAACAACGAGUCUGAGGGCACAGACAAUGAGACCCUGGACUCAGACAGUGAAGGAGUCUAUGAGUUCACCCAGGACGCCCACUACAGUGACCGCCGCGACCCCAAGAAGAAAGGUUUUAAAAGGGCGAGGCAGGUCCUGAAGCUCUGGAAGCUGGUGGGCGAGACCUUCCGCAAGAUCGUGGACAGCAAGUACUUCGGACGAGGGAUCAUGAUCGCUAUUCUCAUCAACACUCUCAGCAUGGGCAUUGAGUACCAUGAGCAGCCUGAGGAGUUCACCAAUGCUUUGGAGAUCAGUAACAUUGUCUUCACCAGCCUCUUUGCUCUGGAGAUGCUGCUCAAGGUGGUGGUGUACGGGCCCUUCGGCUACAUCAAGAACCCCUACAACAUCUUUGACGGCAUCAUCGUGGUCAUCAGUGUCUGGGAGAUUGUUGGCCAGCAGGGCGGCGGUCUCUCUGUGCUCCGCACCUUCAGGCUCAUGCGUGUUCUCAAGCUGGUGCGCUUCAUGCCGGCUCUGCAGAGGCAGCUGGUGGUGCUCAUGAAGACCAUGGACAAUGUGGCCACUUUCUGCAUGCUGCUCAUGCUCUUCAUCUUCAUAUUCAGUAUUCUGGGGAUGCACCUGUUUGGUUGUAAGUUUGGCUCUGAGAGAGAUGGAGACACGCUGCCAGACAGGAAGAAUUUUGACUCUCUUCUCUGGGCCAUUGUCACAGUCUUCCAGAUCCUGACGCAGGAAGACUGGAACAAGGUCUUGUACAAUGGCAUGGCCUCCACCUCUCCCUGGGCAGCUCUGUACUUCAUCGCACUCAUGACUUUCGGGAACUAUGUGCUCUUCAACUUGCUGGUCGCCAUCCUGGUGGAGGGGUUCCAGACUGAGGAGGUCCCGAGGCGGGAGGAAGUGGUUGGGCCUCUCAGCUGUAUUCAGCUGCCUGUGGACUCGGGGGGUGAUGCCUCCAAGUCAGACUCCGAAGCAGAGUCCUGCUCCCCUGGCUCAGAGAAGGGCCAGUCUGCCUCUGCUGCCGCGGUGCCGCUGAAUGGUCACUUGGAUUUGAAGAGCCACCUUACCCCGCCCGUCAUCACCCACACUGCCGCUACUCCCAUGCCUGUGCCCAGGAGUACGGGGGGGCUGGGGGAGCUGGCAAUGGGCUCCGAGACGCGACGAGGAAGCAGCAUCUCCGUCGAUCCUAACUGCUAUGACGUCAAGUCACCGCAGUGCAGCACUCGCAGCUCCCCCUACACCCCCUGGAGCACGGCAAGCAGCUGGAACAGCCGUCGGUCCAGCUGGAACAGCCUUGGCCGUGCCCCCAGCCUCAAGAGACAGAAGAAGCAGUCUGGGGAGAGGCGCUCACUGCUCUCGGGGGACGGCAAGUCCAGCUCGGAGGAGGGCGAGGGCUCGGAGGGGGAGGCGGGCUCCGUCAGCAGCUCUCUGCAUCAGCAGGGGUCGUUCGACAUGCCCCCCGACACCCUGCAGGUACCCCACUACCUCUGCCGCUCUGCGAGCAUGCACAGCGCGCGCCCCCCACUGGCUGAACACCAGGACUGCAACGGGAAGAACUCAGCCCGGCUGCAGCAGUUCUCGAUGGACGAGUCGCGCAGCGAGGAGGAGAAUAUCGAGGACGAUGGGAACAUGGGUCGCAGAGCCAGGCUGUGCAGGUGGGCUCGGAAGCGGCAGCCCGCGUGGUGUCAGGAGAGAAGCAGCUGGGCCCUCUAUAUCUUUCCACCACAGUCCAAGUUCCGGACGACCUGCAAUAAAAUCAUCUCUCACAAGAUGUUUGACCACAUUGUCCUGGUGAUCAUCUUCCUGAACUGCAUCACCAUCGCCAUGGAGAGGCCCAGGAUCGACCCUCACAGUGCGGAGCGAAUCUUCCUGACACUGUCCAACUACAUCUUCACUGUGAUCUUUCUGGCUGAGAUGAUGGUAAAGGUGGUCGCUCUUGGCUGGUUCUUUGGGGAACGGGCCUACCUGAAGAGCAGCUGGAACAUCCUGGAUGGGCUGCUGGUCCUCAUCUCCAUCAUCGACAUCCUCGUCUCCAUGAUCUCCACCAGCGGCACCAAGAUCCUGGGCAUGCUCCGAGUGCUACGCCUGCUGCGAACGCUCCGCCCCCUCAGGGUGAUCAGUCGAGCUCCAGGGCUCAAGCUGGUGGUGGAGACUUUGAUGUCGUCUCUGAAGCCCAUCGGGAACAUUGUGGUAAUCUGCUGUGCUUUCUUCAUCAUCUUCGGCAUCCUGGGGGUGCAGCUCUUUAAAGGGAAGUUCUUUGUCUGCCAAGGGGAGGAAAUAAGGAAUGUCACCAACAAAUCAGACUGUCUGAUGAACAACUACAAGUGGGUCCGACACAAGUACAACUUUGACAACCUGGGCCAGGCUCUGAUGGCCCUCUUUGUCCUCGCCUCGAAGGACGGCUGGGUGGACAUCAUGUACGAUGGUCUGGAUGCAGUGGGAGUGGACCAGCAGCCUGUCAUGAACUACAACCCCUGGAUGUUGCUCUACUUCAUCUCCUUCUUGCUGAUCGUCAGCUUUUUCGUGCUCAACAUGUUCGUGGGCGUGGUGGUGGAGAACUUCCACAAGUGUCGCAAGCACCAGGAGGCAGAGGAGGCUAAGAUAAGAGAGGAGAAGCGGCUACGGAGGAUGGAGAAAAAGAGACGGAAAGCGCAGUGCAAACCCUACUACUCCGACUACUCCCCCUCCCGCCUCCUCAUACACAAGAUGUGCACCAGCCACUACCUGGACCUCUUCAUCACAGUGGUGAUUGGCCUCAACGUCAUCACCAUGGCAAUGGAGCACUACCAGCAACCCAAGGUUCUAGACGAAGCUCUUAAGAUCUGUAACUACAUUUUCACCAUUAUCUUCGUCCUCGAGUCCGUCUUCAAACUGGUUGCCUUUGGGUUCCGACGCUUCUUUAAGGAGAGGUGGAACCAGCUGGACCUGGCCAUCGUGCUGCUGUCUAUUAUGGGCAUCACCCUAGAGGAGAUUGAGGUGAACGCCUCCCUGCCUAUCAACCCCACCAUCAUCCGCAUCAUGAGAGUCCUGAGGAUCGCCAGAGUUCUUAAGCUGUUGAAGAUGGCUGUGGGAAUGAGAUCUCUGCUAGACACUGUUAUGCAGGCGUUACCACAGGUUGGGAAUCUGGGCCUCCUAUUCAUGCUGCUCUUCUUCAUCUUCGCUGCUCUGGGUGUCGAGCUCUUUGGAGACCUUAUUUGUGAUGAUACCCAUCCUUGCGAAGGCCUAGGGAGACACGCAACUUUCCGCAACUUCGGCAUGGCGUUCCUCACCUUGUUCCGUGUCUCCACGGGAGACAACUGGAACGGAAUCAUGAAGGACACUCUGCGGGACUGUGCCCAGGACACUGGCACCUGCUACAACACUGUCGUGUCUCCACUCUACUUUGUAUCCUUCGUGCUUACGGCACAGUUCGUGCUGGUCAACGUGGUGAUCGCCGUGCUAAUGAAGCACCUGGAGGAGAGCAACAAGGAGGCCAAGGAGGAGGCGGAGCUGGAGGCAGAGCUAGAGCUGGAACUGCGCAGUAUCAGCAACCCGCCCCCCGUGACUGAGGGGCUUCCCUGGGCCAAUCGCAGACCGGACAGCCCCGACCCUGCCCCAGGCAAAGGAGACUCUCCCCUGUCGCUGGAGCCCCCACUGCGGAGGUCCUUGUUUGACACAGUCUCCCUGCUGCUCCAGGGCUCCAUGGAAGGAGAGCUCACCCUCAUGGAUAACCUGUCUGGCUCUGUGUGUCACCACUACGCUCUGCCCCUGCCUGGCAAGUGCACCUCUGAGAAGCAGGAGCUGGCCCCAGUGCUGCCGGGGAACCUGCUGUCUGUAAGGAAGCCCUCAGUGGGGCGUGCUCACUCCCUGCCCAACGACAGCUACAUGUUCCAGACCCUCGACCCUGCAGCCUCCCCCAAAAGGGACCAGUCAGGCUCCACCACCUCAGUGCAGUCCCAGCCCACUGGCUCCAGCACCCAGCACCUGGCCGUACCUGUCCAGCUUUUCCGUCCCAUCAGCCCUCCAGGACAUCAGGGCCCCCCGGACUCCGAGAGCAUUCCCAAGAUCCCCCCACCUCGCCGCUCCUCCAGCACGCACCGGACCCUGCACAGACAGGUAGCGGUAGUCAAUGACUCCUCAGAGACUCUGUAUACUGAGAACAAGGAAGGAGCCCAGCCCCCCCAGCAGAACCAACUGUCCUCAGCAGGGCUUGCCUCGCCGGCCGUGCUCCUGGUUCCAGCCACUCCAGGUGCCUCCCCUGCCCUGCUGCGCUCCAGCGUUCACACCCAAUACAACAUCUCCAGCCAGCCCCACUCCCCCAGCCCACGGCCGCACAGGAACCUCUUUGAAGGGCACCCAUCCCUGGACCCUACAGACCAGGAGGUGUCCCACAUCACUGCCGGUCCCGUCCUCAAGAAGUACCACAGCGUGGAUGCCCAAGCCUCCCAGAAGCGCCUCCUGCUGGCCAGGCCAUCCUCCUGGCUGGAUGACCCCCGCAGGCACUCCAUCGAGAUCUGCUCGUCCGUGGAGAGCAGUCCCCAGCGCUCCUCCGGCUCCUCGGGCUUCGUCUCAAGAGCAGAGAGCUUCCAGCUGCCCUCCCCGCACCGCAAAAAGAAGAUGAGCCCACCCUGCAUCUCUGUGGAACCCCCAGAGAGCCAGUCCAGCCUGCCCCCGCUGCCCGGCAGGGACUCGUGCCUCCGCCGGCGGGCCCCUUCCUGUGACUCCAAGGACUCUGUGGAUCUGGGAGGGGAAGCUGUGCCUGCGGAUGGGCCUCCCGUCUCCCCCAAACUCCUGACUCUUCCCAGCUUCUCUUUUGAGCAGAUGGAUGCUGAACACUAAUGUAAUAAUAAUAAUAAUAAUAAUAAUAAUAAUAAUAAU